This is a messenger RNA of Polychytrium aggregatum, 992 nucleotides long. Its product is annotated as RER1 retention in endoplasmic reticulum 1. Gene Ontology annotation, cellular component: Golgi membrane. The record is from RefSeq and is a predicted model, not a curated record. Gene Ontology annotation, biological process: retrograde vesicle-mediated transport, Golgi to endoplasmic reticulum; protein retention in ER lumen. NCBI's taxonomy places the organism in Eukaryota, Fungi, Chytridiomycota, Chytridiomycetes, Polychytriales. Bases 45 to 641 code for a protein of 198 amino acids. The transcript has 6 exons.
AUCUCGGUCCCGCUCUGAUCGCCGUUCCUCCUCGCACCCGCACCAUGGCCUCCCUCGAUCCUUCAGCGUCGGCAGACAUCGGCGAGCCGACCGGAAUCCAGCUGCAAGUCCUCCAGCUCCAGCGUAGAAUCCAGAAGUUCCUGGAUGAUACCACACCGCACACCGCCCCACGCUGGAUUUUCACCGGAUUCGUUGCCGCUGUCUAUGCCGUUCGUGCCUUCCUCAUCAGCGGAUGGUACAUUGUCACCUACGCCCUAGGUAUCUAUCUCUUGAACCUGUUCUUGGCAUUCCUGACGCCAAAGUUCGAUCCUGCUACCACGGAGCUCGACGACGAAGCUGAUGGCGAAGGCAUGUCUCUGCCUACUAAGGCAGAUGAAGAGUUCCGACCCUUUGUGCGUCGGCUUCCCGAGUUCAAGUUCUGGUACUCGGCCACGAAGGCGAUCCUGAUCGCCUUUGUCUGCACGUUUAUCCCAUUCUUCGACAUCCCUGUCUUCUGGCCGAUCCUCGUUAUCUAUUUCUUUAUCCUCUUUGGCUUGACCAUGAAGCGCCAGAUCAAGCAUAUGAUCAAAUACAAGUACGUCCCUUGGGACUAUGGAAAAAAGAAAUAUACCGCAGGCUCUCCUCCCAAAAAUAACAAGUAGUGCGUCCUCGUGAAGCCAGUAGACUCGUGAAGCUUGUUGGCACCGUCACCGUUGCGACUAAAUGAAUAGAGACAUCAUUUGGCCGUUGGCCGAACAUUCCAUCGACCACAUCUGUUCCGCAAUGGACAACAUUGCGCCAAGCGGUCCCAGAGAACAGCGUGCCCGUGGGCUAUAUCCAUAGACGCUGUUCUGUUAGUCAACCCCAGAUCGCAGAUGUGAAUCAGUGUGGGUGAGUGCGUGGAUGAAGGUGGAUUUAAUGCGUUUCCAAAAUGAAAUGGGACACCCCGUUGAGCCAUGACAGUGGUUUUUUCUGGAACCUGAAUACACCCACCCACUCAUUGCAAUCAUGGC